Pocillopora damicornis (cauliflower coral) is the source of this 1549-nucleotide messenger RNA. RefSeq names its product cholesterol 24-hydroxylase. Lineage: Eukaryota; Metazoa; Cnidaria; Anthozoa; Scleractinia; Pocilloporidae. Gene Ontology annotation, molecular function: heme binding; iron ion binding; cholesterol 24-hydroxylase activity. Gene Ontology annotation, biological process: cholesterol catabolic process. The record is from RefSeq and is a predicted model, not a curated record.
AAAGCAUACAACAGCGACACCUUUCUCGUGAAGCGAUAUAAAGUUGAAAUAUCCACCUCGCACGAUGCUUUAUCUCCUUUUUUAUCUGCAUGGUACCUUACUUUUACUAUCGUUAGUUCUUGUAUGUAGUUUUGCGACUUAUCUGGUUUAUAAAAGACAAAAAUUCUUGCAUAUUCCGAGUCCACCUAUGUCGAGUUUUUUUAAGGGCCAUGCAGAUGAGAUAAGUUCUAUGCGUCAUACAGGUUAUCCCACAGAUCAAAAGUUUCUGGAAUGGCAUAUAGUGUAUGGCAAGGUUCUUGUUGUCUGGUUCUGGCACAUUCCUGUGCUUCUGGUGGUUGAUCCAGAAAUAAUUAAGAAUGUGCUUGUAGUCAAGUGCCAACCUAAAGAGGCCAUGUCUUAUAAAAUACUGGGAAGUCUCUAUGGACAAAGAUUUCUUGGCCGUGGAUUGGUAACCAACCUUGAUGACGAUUCUUGGAAGAAAAGACGUGCCAUAAUGCACCCAGCCUUCCAUCGCAAGAGUCUAAAAGAUUUGAUGGGCUCUUUUAAUUCUACUGCUGACCUUUUGCUUGAACACCUGGGUACAAUGGCUGAUGGACAAACAGAAAUUCAUAUGUUUAACCAGUUUACCAAGGCAGCAUUAGAUGUCAUUUGUAAGGUGGCAUUUGGCAUGGACUUAGAAAUUAUGAGUGGAAAGGAGAACAAGUUUUCUGAAGCUGUCUCUUUGAGUUUUUAUGGAGUAGAAGAAGCAUCUUUUGACAUGUUCCACCAGUUCAACGUUUUCCAGUAUCCAUUCCAACGAAAAGUGGUUAAGGCUGUGCAGUUUUUGCGUGAAACUGGAAGGAAAGUGAUUGAAGCAAGAAAGCAUGCCAUGGCAAGAGGAGAAGAGGUCCCUGAUGAUAUAUUACAACGAAUUAUUCAACAACAAGAAGAAAUUCCUGAGCUUGGAAUUGAAGACUUAGUGGAUGAUUUUGUGACUUUCUUCAUCGCUGGUCAUGAAACUACCUCCAGUUUGUUGGCGUUUUGUGUUCUUGACCUAGGAGACCAUCCUGAUAUUCAGGACAGGUGAUAAAAGAGACAUUGCGGCGUCAUCCACCAGCGACUGGUAACAUACGAAAGAUUGAAAAGGGUCAAGAUGUCGGAGGAUAUAAAAUACCUACAGAUGUCGCCAUCAUUACGAGCACCUAUGUGGCCAGUCACUUUCCUGAAUACUGGAAAAACCCAGAGGAAUUCAACCCUUACCGAUUUGACGAUGGCGAAGUACUUAGGAGGUGUCAUUACAGCUACUUUCCAUUCUCACUUGGACCUCGCAACUGUAUUGGACUAAACUUCGCCCAGAUCGAGGCCAAGGUUCUGCUGUCACGCUUUCUUCAGACGUUCAAGUUUUCUUUGGUACCUGAUCAGUCGCGCGCUGUUCUUGAAAGAGGGACCCUCCGACCCAAGGAUGGUGUGAAGUGUACAUUAACUAAACGGCACUAGGAACAAGUGCGUUCGGUCCAAUUGAGUGUCUUUUAGCUGUUUUAUACAAAGAAAAUAUUUAUGGAUAACACUU